Budorcas taxicolor (takin) is the source of this 1386-nucleotide messenger RNA. It is a transcript of the gene OPRM1, whose product is annotated as opioid receptor mu 1. The record is from RefSeq and is a predicted model, not a curated record. Gene Ontology annotation, cellular component: membrane; neuron projection. Lineage: Eukaryota; Metazoa; Chordata; Mammalia; Artiodactyla; Bovidae. Gene Ontology annotation, biological process: neuropeptide signaling pathway; sensory perception of pain; G protein-coupled opioid receptor signaling pathway. Gene Ontology annotation, molecular function: G-protein beta-subunit binding; beta-endorphin receptor activity; neuropeptide binding.
AUGUCAGAUGCUUAGCUCUCUCGCCUGACGCUCCUCUCUGGCUCCGCCGGGGUUGGUCUCUGUAAGAAAUAACAGGAGCUGUGGCAGCGGCGAGACGAAGCGGCUCACGCUGGAACCCGAAAAGUCAGGGUGCUCGCGGUUACUCCAACGUGGUCCCAGCCGGCGGUCAGCACCAUGGACAGCGGCGCCGUCCCCACGAACGCCAGCAACUGCACUGACCCCUUCACACACCCUUCAAGUUGCUCCCCAGCACCUAGUCCCAGCUCCUGGGUCAACUUCUCCCACCUAGAAGGCAACCUGUCCGACCCAUGCGGUCCGAACCGCACCGAGCUCGGCGGGAGCGACAGCCUGUGCCCUUCGGCCGGCAACCCUUCCAUGAUCACGGCCAUCAUCAUCAUGGCCCUCUACUCCAUCGUGUGCGUGGUGGGGCUCUUCGGAAACUUCCUGGUCAUGUAUGUGAUUGUCAGGUACACCAAAAUGAAGACUGCCACCAACAUCUAUAUUUUCAACCUUGCUCUGGCAGAUGCCCUAGCAACCAGUACCCUGCCUUUCCAGAGUGUCAAUUACCUGAUGGGAACAUGGCCGUUUGGAACCAUCCUGUGCAAGAUUGUGAUCUCCAUAGACUACUACAAUAUGUUCACCAGCAUAUUCACCCUCUGCACCAUGAGCGUGGAUCGCUACAUUGCAGUCUGCCAUCCUGUCAAGGCCCUGGAUUUCCGCACUCCCCGUAAUGCCAAGGUCAUCAACAUCUGCAACUGGAUCCUCUCUUCAGCCAUUGGUCUGCCUGUGAUGUUCAUGGCAACAACAAAGUACCGGCAAGGUUCCAUAGACUGUACACUAAUAUUCUCUCACCCAACGUGGUACUGGGAAAACCUGCUGAAAAUCUGCGUUUUCAUCUUUGCCUUCAUCAUGCCUAUCCUCAUCAUUACAGUGUGUUAUGGGCUGAUGAUCUUACGCCUCAAGAGUGUCCGCAUGCUCUCUGGCUCCAAAGAAAAGGACAGGAACCUGCGAAGAAUUACCAGGAUGGUGCUGGUGGUUGUGGCUGUGUUCAUUGUCUGCUGGACGCCCAUUCACAUCUACGUCAUCAUUAAAGCCUUGAUCACAAUCCCGGAAACUACUUUCCAGACCGUUUCCUGGCAUUUCUGCAUUGCUCUAGGUUAUACCAACAGCUGCCUGAACCCGGUCCUUUAUGCGUUUCUGGAUGAAAACUUCAAACGAUGCUUCAGAGAGUUCUGUAUCCCAACUUCCUCCACCAUUGAGCAGCAAAACUCCACUCGAAUUCGUCAGAACACCAGAGACCACCCCUCCACAGCCAAUACGGUGGAUAGGACUAACCAUCAGAUCAGAGAUCCAAUAUCAAACCUUCCCAGGGUGUCUGUAUUCUGA